Messenger RNA from Hemiscyllium ocellatum (epaulette shark), 1402 nucleotides. RefSeq names its product RIB43A domain with coiled-coils 2 (gene ribc2). The transcript has 7 exons. The coding region runs from base 157 to 1296 and encodes 379 amino acids. NCBI's taxonomy places the organism in Eukaryota, Metazoa, Chordata, Chondrichthyes, Orectolobiformes, Hemiscylliidae. The record is from RefSeq and is a predicted model, not a curated record.
AUGCCUCUCGGAAGGGCUCAACUUCGCUUUACCCGUACUGUUGCAGACAAUAGUUUGUCACUGGUUUAUUUGUUCUUUAAGAUUUCUAAAAAGUUUCAUAUAUAAUUAAACUACUGUGUGUUAGCUUUAUGGUUGUGAGAAGAACAAAACUGGAAGAUGCAGAAACUGGGUGACAAGUUUGAUUUGAAAGAGGCUGAGAUUAUAGCGGGACGAAGAAACUUGGAAUCACAGAGGCAGAACAGGAUUUUUAAUGCCAGAGUCAGAACAAUUGGGAUUGAUAAACAGGCAUUGGAUGGCCAAAUCAAAGAUAAGAAAAUUCAUGAAGAGACAGAGGCUAGAAAACAUUUAGCCUAUGCUAAGGAUUUGAUUCGCCAUGACCAAACAAUGUGCCUCCUGGAUGCUCGGCACAAGCGUGAUGUGAAGAAUUUAAACAAGGCUAUUGGUGAAUUUCGUAUAUGCUACCAGAAACCUGAAACACGUCGUGAAUUUGAUCUGAAUGAUCCACAAGCUUUAAAAAAAGAUGUUCCUCCCCGAAUUUCAGAUACUGAUCCUCGUUGCACUGUAUCCAGUAUACAGAAGCUACCUGGGGAAGAUUUACAACGACAAGAACGGAUUAAACGUCAACAGGAACAAACCAGGGAGUGGUUACUUGCACAGCAGAAAGAUUUGAAGAAUGCUUUGGAAGACCAGAACUUUGCAAAUAGCCUGUAUAAUAAAUAUAGGAUAGCUCAGGACCAAAGAGCUUGUGAACUUCAACAAAUGGAAGAAGAUAUGAAGAGAGCAAUUACUGUGGCAACAAAAGAUUUUAACCAGGCACAGGCAACUGAAUCUGCUACAAGACGUAAACUUGAAAAACUCCAAGAGCAAGAAGAUAAUGCAAUUGACAUUCUAAACCAAAUGCACAGUGAUUUCUUAACAGAAGACCCAAAACAGGCAUUUAGUGCUUUUGGACCAAAUCGAGUCAUUGUACAUCGCUGGAAAGGAAUGACACCAGACCAGAUAGAUGAUGUUACUCACAAACAGAAGCAACAGGUCCAGGAAAAAAAGAGACUACAGGAAGAAGAGCGUCAGCGCAAUGCAGAAUGGGAAAGGAUGCGCAGCAACGAUGCUCGGGCAGCUGUGCUUCUUGAACGACAGCAGCAGCGAAUGAAUCGGCAACUUCGGAAGGAAAUGGACUGCCAAAACAUACUGCUGUGCAGGGAUCAUAAGGCACGGGAAAAAUUUCUGAAAAAUGAGGUCUACGUGAAUGCUCCAACUGGAAAAUAUUUCGAUCAAUUUAACACAUCCAGCCGUUGAUAUGGAAUAAAAGAUUAUCUUCUACCACAUUCCAAUAUAUAUCAAGAAAAUAUUUCACUUUUUGUUCUCAUUAAGAAUAUUUUCCUAUUGAAAGAAGCACCAUAAG